AUGAAGUUCAUCCCAAGUCUUUGCCUUGUCAUCCUUGCGUCUCUCUGCCAUCACCAAAUCUCAUUUGUGAGUGCUGAUUUGAUCUCCCAAACAUGUGGCCAAACCCGGUUCAAGGACUUGUGCGAGAAGACGCUCCGAGGGGACCCCGGGAGCAAAAGUGCUGACAUCCAUGGCCUGGCUAAGAUUGCCCUCAAGGCCACCUCAACAAACGCCAAAGUCGUUCAAAGCCAAAUUUCCAAGCUCCAAAAAUCAACAACCGACAAGUACACCCUACAAGCCUUGAAAGACUGCGCCGAGAAUUACGAAGGUGCUAGCGAGCAACUUUCUGAUUCGCUCACCGUGAUUGAGUCUAAGCAUUAUGCUGAUGUUAACACGUGGGUGACGGCUGCAAUGAGCGACUCGGAUUCUUGUGAAGAUGGGUUCAAGCCAGGCACCUCAAAAUUGACCGCAUUGAACAACAAUUUCUUUCAACUAUGCAGCAAUGUCUUGGCCAUAGUCAACCAAGCCGCCUCGGUUAACAAAGCCUAAUUCGGCAACUAUGUAGAAAUGGUGUUGGCCACAUCAAACCAACCGGCUAUAGCCUAAGUGAUGUAUUAAAUACGAGAUUUCUCACCUUUCUAUUCCAAUCCAAAUGCAAAAUUUCUUGAAUUAGAAUGCAUAAGAGGUUUUCACUCAUUGAAUUUCUUUGAGAAACAUAGGACUUUAUUUGGAUCAUUUUUUGCCUAGCUUUAUUGGCUCUUAUGCACUUGGUAUUUUGCAAUUUUGUAA
Molecule: messenger RNA, 768 nt
Organism: Morus notabilis
Lineage: Eukaryota; Viridiplantae; Streptophyta; Magnoliopsida; Rosales; Moraceae
Product: putative invertase inhibitor
Exons: 1
Coding region: 1-528 (175 amino acids)
Biological process (GO): negative regulation of catalytic activity
Molecular function (GO): enzyme inhibitor activity
Source: RefSeq, a predicted model, not a curated record